GCGGGCGCGGGCGCGCGCGGCGGCGGCGCGUUCCGUUCCGGGCCGAGGCUCGCGGCGGAAAAGUUGCGGGGCAUAGAGGAGCGGCCCCGGGACGGGCAGCUAGCGCGACCCUGAGCCGGCGCCUGUGGUCCGGCCAUGGACGACCUCGACGCCCUGCUGGCGGACUUGGAGUCUACCACCUCCCACAUCUCUAAACGGCCUGUGUUCUUGUCGGAGGAGACCCCCUACUCAUACCCAACUGGAAACCACACAUACCAGGAGAUUGCUGUGCCACCCCCCGUCCCCCCACCCCCAUCCAGCGAGGCCCUCAAUGGCACAAUCCUUGACCCCUUAGACCAGUGGCAGCCCAGCGGCUCCCGAUUCAUCCACCAGCAGUCUCAGUCCUCAUCACCUGUGUACGGCUCCAGUGCCAAAACUUCCAGUGUCUCCAACCCUCAGGACGGCGUUGGCUCUCCGUGCUCCCGAGUGGGUGAGGAGGAGCACGUCUACAGCUUCCCCAACAAGCAGAAAUCAGCCGAGCCUUCACCCACCGUAAUGAGCACGUCCCUGGGCAGCAACCUUUCUGAACUCGACCGCCUGCUGCUGGAACUGAACGCUGUGCAGCAUAACCCACCGGGCUUCCCUGCAGAUGAGGCCAACUCAAGCCCCCCGCUUCCUGGGGCCCUGAGCCCCCACUAUGGUGUCCCAGAGACUAACAGCCCCUUGGGAGGCAAAACUGGGCCCCUGACGAAAGAGAAGCCUAAGCGGAAUGGGGGCCAGGGCCUGGAGGACGUGCGGCCCAGUGUGGAAAGUCUCUUGGAUGAACUGGAGAGCUCCGUGCCCAGCCCCGUCCCUGCCAUCACUGUGAACCAGGGCGAGAUGAGCAGCCCACAGCGUGUCACCUCCACCCAACAGCAGACGCGCAUCUCGGCCUCCUCUGCCACCAGGGAGCUGGAUGAGCUGAUGGCUUCGCUGUCGGAUUUCAAGACCAGCUCCUCCACUGUGGCUCUGAGUGCCCCGGGGCUGCUGUCCAGCUCUGCUCCAUCCUCAUACUGCUCCCUUCCUCCUUCUCCUCCUCCCAUGCCAUCUGUAUUUCUGCCACUCACCACUACACCUUCCCCUCGAGGCCAGGGCCACACUCCGGAGUUCCCUUGUACUGAGCAGAGUGGACGAGGCCUUCUACCUCCUGUAGCCCCCAGCUGGCUUGAUUUGGCUGGUCUUGGGGUGAUGCCUGACACCCUCAACUCAAGGUCUCCCUCUGUGGAGGGUUCUCUGUGGGCAGUGAGCACAGAGAGCCAGGGUCGAGAUUGGAGGCACCUGCCGACCAUCACAAGUGAGCUCUCUGGGGCUCCCCGCUGCCACACUGUACCCUGUGCUGGAAGUAUAGCUCUCCAGGAGCCUGGGGAGCCCCAGGGGCCACCAGCCAGCCCUUCGUGCCCAGAGGAGGCCUUGGCUGCCACAUGGGAGCAGCCAUGGGCUUCGGAGGUAUUCAGGCCUGAGAGAAUGCCCCCCUCUGGAGCUGCUCGAAGCUUCCAAGAAGUAGCAGAGCCAGCUGUAGUGGCAGUGGACCGGCAGGCCAUCUUCCCAGAUACCUGGACUCUCACGGAGGAACACGGCCUACAGCAGGAGAGGCCAAGGCCAGAGCCAGGGAGGCUGGGAAGCAGCUCCCCUGCCUCAGUUACCAUGGAGCAGCUAGGUGCAAAGAUGACCGAGAGGGGAAGUGUGGCCAGGCCAACCCAGGGACCUGAAACCCCAAGGAGCCCAGAGGGCACCACCGAAGCUGCCACCCAGGCCGGGAAGGAACAGCCAGAGCUUCCAUGUGCCAUGGCCAUGGGCACACCCAGCACCACGGAGAGGAUUUCCACCUCUGGCCAGAUCCGAUCUGUGAUCAGGAGGAGCCGGGAGACGGGCCACGCACACCCCAUGUCCCGGGAGCCCUCCCCUCGCCGCCGGCUGGACCCUGCCACCUUGAGCAGGACCCCAUCCCAGGAACAGCUCAUCGCAGAGCUGCAGGGGCGGCUGGGCAUCCAGCCUGAGGCAGAGGAGCCGGCGGAGGCAGCGGGGCCCUCUGCCCAGGACUGGCUGACCGAGGGCAUCAUCAUCACUGUGCAGCCACGUGGGAAGCGGGCCGGGGGGCAGCUCAUAGAGAAGGUGGCGAGGAGAUGCCCAUGGCUGGGGCUGGGCCAGAGCCAAGCACCUGGGGUUCAGGUUGUCUUCCCUCCUGGCUCUCCCAUUCCCCUGAGAAGAACCAUCUCUGUCCUGGCUUCUCCUUCUGUCCCUUUGCUCCAGCAUCGCACAGACGCCGCGGCCAGCAGCUCUUCUCCCCUGCCCAGCCUGCUCGCCUCCUCCCCCCUGGGGCCCUCAGCUUAUACCUGUGGUUUUUCUGGGGUCCAGAGUGCAGGGGAAGAGCCCCAUGAUGAGGGGGUACAGGGCCCUGCCCUUCCCACUCCUGCACCCCACACCAUGAGGUCCGUGGGCUGCCAGACCGAUGAGGACCCGCUCUUCCCCCCGAUGCAGAUCCAGGGCCUGGAGCAAAGAGCGGAUGGGGAGCGGUGCUGGGCGGCCGGCUGGCCUCGGGACGGCGGGCGGAGCAGCCCCGGAGGGCAGGACGAGGGAGGGUUCAUGGCCCAGGGGAAGACAGGGAGCAGCUCACCCCCUGUGGGGCCCCCGAAGCCCGGGAGCCAGCUAGACAGCAUGCUGGGGAGCCUGCAGUCCGACCUGAACAAGCUGGGGGUCGCCACGGUCGCCAAAGGAGUCUGCGGGGCCUGCAAGAAGCCCAUCGCCGGGCAGGUUGUGACCGCCAUGGGGAAGACGUGGCACCCCGAGCACUUCGUCUGCACCCACUGCCAGGAGGAGAUCGGAUCACGGAACUUCUUCGAGCGGGAUGGACAGCCCUACUGUGAAAAGGACUACCACAACCUCUUCUCCCCACGCUGCUACUACUGCAACGGCCCCAUCCUGGAUAAAGUGGUGACAGCCCUUGACCGGACGUGGCACCCUGAACACUUCUUCUGUGCCCAGUGUGGAGCCUUCUUUGGUCCCGAAGGGUUCCACGAGAAGGACGGCAAGGCCUACUGCCGCAAAGACUACUUCGACAUGUUUGCACCCAAGUGUGGCGGCUGCGCCCGGGCCAUCCUGGAGAACUAUAUCUCAGCCCUCAACACGCUGUGGCAUCCUGAGUGCUUCGUGUGCCGGGAAUGCUUCACGCCAUUCGUCAACGGCAGCUUCUUCGAGCAUGAUGGGCAGCCCUACUGUGAGGUGCACUACCACGAGCGGCGCGGCUCGCUGUGCUCCGGCUGCCAGAAGCCCAUCACCGGCCGCUGCAUCACCGCCAUGGCCAAGAAGUUCCACCCCGAGCACUUCGUCUGUGCCUUCUGCCUCAAGCAGCUCAACAAGGGCACCUUCAAGGAGCAGAACGACAAGCCUUACUGUCAGAACUGCUUCCUCAAGCUCUUCUGCUAGACGCCCUGCCCCUGUCUCUGUCCCCCUUCCCCAGCCAGCAUCCCCAACUGCUACUGUGACCCAGAGACUUCGCCCGGGGGUGAAGGGGUAAGCCCGACUGAAACUGGAACCCUUGUCCUCCGCUGGUGCGGGAUGGACAGAGGGCCGUGAGGGGUCCCCCUGCUUGUCUUCACCCCUGCCAGAGCCUCUGGGCCCCCUCCUCCCUCCUGCAGCUCUCCCUAGGCUGCCCACUCUCCAUCUUCCCCAGGGGUAGAGGCUGGGGGCUCCACCCCAGCCCACGUACGUCCCCAUGAACUGGCCUGGCCAGCACCCCACACUGGAGCCAUCUCUUCCUCAUAUUUUAGCAGUGCAGCCAGGGGGCAGGGAAGGGCAGGCAGGGUCUGUUGGGGUCUCUUUUUAUCCUUAUUCCUCCCCCGACCUAAUUGUCUUCGUUCUGUGAUUAUUGGGGGACACCGGGCUCCCUCCAGACAAUGCCAGCAUAAAUCCAUCCAUCCAAAGGCAGAGAACCCAAGGGGCCAUGGAAGGUUCUCUGUGCUCCUCCUACCCUUCCAGUGCCCUAGGCCUGGCGACUGCCCCUGCCUUUUAGACCCGCCCUCCCCUUUUAUACCUGCUCUGGUUCUACUGAGAAAAGCCUCUCCAGCAAUAAUGUUUUCUAGUCACUUCCUCCGUCUCCGGGACGGCGUGCCUGGACACUGUACCGACUUUGAUAGAUUUCUACACUGAGGUUUGAAUUCAUAUCACCUGAGUUGCUUUUACUUCUCUAUACAAAAUGAUUUUGAAGAGAUUUUAAAGACGUUCCCUUUUGUAUUCUCUUCCUCGUCCACCACCACUGGGCCUGUCGCUGAUGGUGGCUCUGGUGUGAAGUUUGCUUUGUACUGAGGGUUGGGGUGGGGAAGCAAUUUGUAUUUUAUUUUUUCUUAGCACAAGCAGGUGAACUUGGAGCAGCUCUGUGACUCCCCCUCUUUCACUUCAUAGCUCACCAGGACUGUUUUUAUAAACUGCUGUAUUUGGAAACUCCUUUACUUCCCUGGCCAGCAAGCUCUUCACUGAAACUGGUUGAAGGGUGUUGCACCCUUUUGGGCCUAGAAUUCUGAACUUCAUCUGUUCUGUUUCUGUGGGAGAAGGGGAAGUAUGUUUUGGGGGGCUGCUGCUUGUCUGAGUAAGCCCUCAGGAGCCUCUGCUCCCCUGUGAACCCACUGAACCUUCCGAGCCCCCACCGCUUCUGUGGGGCUCUCUCUUCUGCCUUCUCAGGAAAGCUGUUGUCUGAUUUUGGCCAUCAGGACUCUGAUGUCUCUUUGGUCUUGUUGAUUUCCUCUGGGCAUAUCCCUUCCCCAGAUCUGCUCUCCCCAGAUCUGCUCCUCCCCUUUCACAGGUGGGAUCGGCACUUAGGGGGUCUGGAAAGAAGGUCAUAAGGGAGCCUGAUAGGAUUUGGGGCAGAGGGACAGGCUGCUCUGGCAAAACCCCCCAGAGCUCUUUACCGAGGAUGAAAGAGGAGCCAGGCCUUGGGCUCCUGAUCAAGAGAAAGGGGCCCCACCGGGGUCUAACGGUCAGAGUCCAAACCACUCCACUGGCCUUCUGGCAGCAGCCGAGUGUGCUGAAGAGGGUCCCUCCUUUGUGGGGGAAGGUCAGCCUGGCCCCUCCAAAGGUCUGAUGUCUCCACUUUCACCCACAGGCCUUACCGCUCUGUUUAUAGUGACCCACCCUAGACCCUCCCCAAGAGGGACUGGGGUUUCUGGGGUCCAUUCUCUGAGUCAAUGGUUAUUUGAAAAUUUGAUUUUGAUUUUAUUUUUUCUCUGUAAACUUCUAACCUGGCUUUUCCCAUUUCAAUUCCUGUGAUUUAUGCCAAUAAAGUUUGCCCAUGAUUUUCA
Molecule: messenger RNA, 5309 nt
Organism: Symphalangus syndactylus (siamang)
Lineage: Eukaryota; Metazoa; Chordata; Mammalia; Primates; Hylobatidae
Gene: PXN
Product: paxillin
Biological process (GO): endothelial cell migration; substrate adhesion-dependent cell spreading; transforming growth factor beta receptor signaling pathway
Source: RefSeq, a predicted model, not a curated record